GCUGGAAAGGGCACUGAACACUAACGGAGCUGUGGGUGUCCCUGUUCAUGUGCCAAAGAGCAACAGUUCUUGGCUCUCAGGAGCUGGUCCUCCCCGCACUGCUGCAGUGGGGUGUGUGGGCUGUGUCACAGCAGGGCUGUCAUUCUGGGAUGCUGUUAUUUCCUGACCCCUCAGCACAUGAGAUGCUGGCUUUUAACAGGACCAAAUCCAGCUCCCUGACCUUCACCCUCACUGGGAUUCCUGGUGUGCUGCUGAGCAGCCAUUGGAUGGCAUUGCUUCUUUGCUGCCUCUCCCUCCUCACGCUCCUGGGGAACGGCACCUUACUUCACAUGAUAAAGACUGAUAAAGACAGCCUCCAUGCUCCCAUGCACUAUUUCCUCUCCAUGCUGACUGUGACUGGACUUGCUCUCUCCACCCUGCCCACCAUGUUGGCCAUUUUCUGGUCUAACUCCCUGAGCAUCCUUCUGUCCUACGCCAUAAUCAUCAGGGCCAUCCUAAGCAUCGUCUCCUGGGAGGCACGAGCUAAAUCCUUCAGCACGUGCAUCUCCCAGCUCAGUGCCAUCCCGGUGUUCUGCAUCGUGCUCAUCACCCUGUUUGUCACUUACAGAUCCAGAAGACACCUGCUGCCCCUGAUCCCAUGCUCAUGGCUGAUUCCCGAAUCCUAGUGCUGAACUUGCUGGUGCACAUCUGGAGGAGCAUCAGGUCCUCAUCCUGCUCAGCCAGAGGGAAGUCCAGCAGCACAUCCAGUGCUGGGGAGGGCUCCUUCCUUCCUCUGCAGAUGGGUUUCUCACA
Molecule: messenger RNA, 792 nt
Organism: Meleagris gallopavo (turkey)
Lineage: Eukaryota; Metazoa; Chordata; Aves; Galliformes; Phasianidae
Source: RefSeq, a predicted model, not a curated record